AACUGUCAAAGUGGCGCUGUUAUAGUUGGUGCCCAAAACAUUGCAUUUCUCUUCGUUAAAAAUAAGAAAAAUAUUUAUUCUAUCAAAAUGACUCGAUGUAUUGUAUUGAAAUGCUCGGAAAUAGGAGUCCAUCGUAUCCCAAAAGAUAAUAAAAUUCGUCGGCUUUGGUUAAAAGCCAUUCGCCGUGAAGAUUUGAUUCCAACAAAUAAUUCGAGGUUAUGUCGGAAACAUUUUGUGGAAAGUGAUUACGAAAAAAUCAGCAAAUACACAGGAGUUGAACACCAGCACAAAUAUCUCAAGAAAAGUGCUGUACCAUCUGUCUUUGCAUGGAACACACAACCAGUUUCGGAGAAGGCAAAGGCAAGACAAGAUAGAUUAAAAGCCCGUAACCUUAAAAAGAAACUGCUUUUUGAAAUGCCUUCUACUUCUCAAUCCUGUGAGGACAUAGUGCCACUUAAAGAAGAUGACGAUGUGCACAUGACUGAUUGCAAUGUAUCUCAAGAGCUUGUAGUUGAAAAUGAAUGUGACAAAUCACCAUUGUCUUAUGUUGUAAAUCAAAACACUUGUGGCACUCAGACAUCAAACAUAUUAAGACUAUUCUCAACUGAGCUGUUACUUGCAGAUCAUGAGACAGUGCAUUAUUAUACUGGAUUAGAAACAUCUGCAAAGUUUUCUUUAGUUCUAAGCACACUUUUACCUAUGGCUAAUCAUUUAAAAUACCGUUGGAGUCAAGUAGUUUGUUUAUCAGUAGAGGACCAAUUUCUCAUGUUAUUAAUUAAACUUAGGAGAAACACUACGGAUUUUGAACUGAGCAAAAUAUUUGGUGUCAGUAAGACUGAGGUCUCUAAUAUAAUAGUGACUUGGAUAAAUUUUGUUAAUGAUGUUUGGAGUUUGGUUGAUAUUUGGCCAUGCCGAAAAUUAGUGGAUUUUUAUAUGCCAAAUAGUUUUAAAAAAUAUUAUCCUUCUACAAGGGUGAUUAUAGAUGGAACUGAAAUAAAUGUUCAAAAACCUAGUCAACCCAAUGACCAGAAAGCCUCAUUCAGCACCUAUAAACAUAAAAAUACUUUAAAAUUCUUGGUAGGUGGUUCACCAGGAGGUUUAAUGACAUACUGUUCGAGUGCAUAUGCUGGUUCUUAUGAUCUGCCGGAGCAAUAUAAUUGCCCUUGGACUUGA
Molecule: messenger RNA, 1173 nt
Organism: Spodoptera litura
Lineage: Eukaryota; Metazoa; Arthropoda; Insecta; Lepidoptera; Noctuidae
Source: RefSeq, a predicted model, not a curated record